Molecule: messenger RNA, 921 nt
Organism: Neolamprologus brichardi
Lineage: Eukaryota; Metazoa; Chordata; Actinopteri; Cichliformes; Cichlidae
Source: RefSeq, a predicted model, not a curated record
AUGGCAAAGGCGGGACCAAACCACGACCCCCCACCCCCGCUAGACUUUGAGUCAUGGCUUCUACGUCGUAUCUUUGAUUUUACGGAGCAAAUACGCAGUGGGAGUUACAUUUGUGACAGUUACCGGGCUGUCAUGGAGCGCUGGCGGGGCAGAGUGGCUCUGGUGACCGGAGCCUCGGUCGGGAUUGGGGCGGCUAUAGCCGUAGAGUUAGUCCGGCUCGGCAUGAAAGUGGUGGGCUGUGCCAGGGACGUCGGAAAGAUUCAGGACGUGUGCAUCAACAACGCUGGCUUGGCUCACCCAGAGCCGCUGCUAAGUGGCGAAACCAGCGGCUGGAAGAACAUGAUGGAUGUGAACAUCCUGGGGUUGAGUAUUUGCACGCGUGAGGCAUAUCAGUCAAUGAAAGAGAGAAACGUGGAUGAUGGCCACAUCAUAAACAUAAACAGUAUGUCCGGUCAUCGUGUGCUUCCCAGUGCAAGUACACAUUUCUACACUGCCACCAAGUUCGCUGUAACCGCUCUCACUGAGGGCCUGAGGCAAGAACUGCGUGCAGAAAAAACUCAUAUCCGAGCCACGAGCAUUUCUCCUGGUUUAGUGGAGACUGAAUUUGGUCCACGGCUCUUCAAGGACGAUCCCGAUAAAGCUGCCGGUCUAUACUCAGAAUAUAAGCCUCUGGAAGCAAAAGAUGUUGCCAGUUCUGUUGUAUAUGUGCUCAGUGCCCCUCCUCAUGUUCAGAUUGGAGACAUUCAGAUGCGAGGGACAGAGCAGGUGUCUUAGAGCUGCACCACGAGACCCUCUCAAACAAUAAAUUUCACUUCUUUACAACAUUUUAAAAGAUAAUGACUUGAUACGAUCAUGAAACAAUUUUAUGGUGUUGUUUUUUUUUCACAAAUGCAUAAAAUAAAAAACAAUCUUCAGGGGAAA